GCGAGGCCGCAGCAGCAGGGGCGGCGGGCGCUCGGACCCUGGCUGCCCCGCCGCGCCCCGCCCCGGCAUGGCAGCCCCAGUGGGCCGUCGGGGCUCAGAGACCGAGCGGCUCCUGAGCCCCAGUCCUGGGUAUGGCACCCGGGCCGGGGCUUCCCCCACCCCUCCGGAAGAGGAGGAUCUCCGCCGCCGGCUCAAGUACUUCUUCAUGAGUCCCUGUGACAAAUUUCGGGCCAAAGGCCGCAAGCCCUUCAAGCUCAUGCUGCAAGUCGUGAAGAUAUUGGUGGUCACCGUGCAGCUCAUCCUGUUCGGGCUCAGCAACCAGCUGGCCGUGACGUUCCGGGAGGAGAACACCAUUGCCUUCCGCCACCUCUUCCUGCUGGGUUACUCGGAUGGGGCGGACGACACUUUUGCGGCCUACACGCGGGAGCAGCUCUACCAGGCCAUCUUCCACGCUGUGGACCAGUACCUCCUGCUCCCUGAUGUGUCGCUUGGCCGGUAUGCCUACGUGCGAGGCGGGGGUGGCCCCUGGGCCAACGGCUCGGCCCUGGCCCUCUGCCAGCAGUACUACCACCGAGGCCACGUGGACCCAGCCAACGACACCUUUGACAUCGAUCCCAUGGUUGUCACUGACUGCAUCCGGGUGGACCCCCCCGAGAGACCCCUUGUGCCCCCCAGUGAUGAUCUCUCCCUCUCGGACGGCAGCGCCAGUUACAAGAACCUCACGCUCAAAUUUCACAAGCUGAUCAACGUCACCAUCCACUUCCAGCUGAAAACCAUCAACCUCCAGAGCCUGAUCAACAAUGAAAUUCCCGACUGCUACACCUUCAGCAUCCUGAUCACUUUUGACAAUAAGGCACACAGUGGGCGUAUCCCCAUCAGCCUGGAGACAAAGGCCCACAUCCAGGAGUGUAAGCAUCCCAGCGUCUUCAGGCAUGGAGACAACAGCUUCCGGCUCCUGUUCGACGUGGUCGUGAUUCUCACCUGCUCCUUCUCCUUCCUGCUGUGUGCCCGCUCGCUGCUCCGUGGCUUUCUGCUGCAGAACGAGUUUGUUGGGUUCAUGUGGCGGCGGCGGGGACGGGUCAUCAGCCUCUGGGAUCGGCUGGAAUUUGUCAAUGGCUGGUACAUCCUGCUGGUCACCAGCGAUGUGCUCACCAUCUCAGGCACCAUCAUGAAGAUCGGCAUAGAAGCCAAGAACCUGGCGAGCUAUGACGUCUGCAGCAUUCUCCUGGGCACCUCCACGCUGCUCGUCUGGGUCGGCGUCAUCCGCUAUCUGACUUUCUUCCAUAAGUACAACAUUCUCAUUGCCACACUGCGAGUGGCCCUGCCCAGUGUCAUGCGUUUCUGCUGCUGUGUGGCUGUCAUCUACUUGGGCUAUUGCUUCUGUGGCUGGAUCGUGUUGGGGCCCUACCAUGUGAAGUUUCGCUCGCUGUCCAUGGUGUCGGAGUGCCUGUUCUCGCUCAUCAACGGGGACGACAUGUUCGUGACGUUCGCUGCGAUGCAGGCUCAGCAGGGCCGCAGCAGCCUCGUCUGGCUGUUCUCCCAGCUCUACCUCUACUCCUUCAUCAGCCUCUUCAUCUACAUGGUGCUUAGCCUCUUCAUCGCGCUCAUCACUGGCGCCUACGAUACCAUCAAGCACCCCGGCGGUGCUGGCGCAGAGGAGAGCGAGCUCCAGGCCUACAUCGCGCAGUGCCAGGACAGCCCCACCUCCGGCAAGUUCCGCCGCGGGAGCGGCUCCGCCUGCAGUCUCCUCUGCUGCUGCGGCAGGGACGCAUCGGAGGAGCAUACGCUGCUGGUGAACUGAGUCGGAGCGGCCACUGCUACUGGACACUAGCCCUCCGACUGCGGAGACUCACGCUUAUUUAUUUGUAGGGUUUGCUUUUAUGGACCGGUUCCUUCCCGCGCCCUGAGGACCUGGGCCAGUCGGGUCGGACGCGGGUGGAGACGGGCGG
Messenger RNA from Enhydra lutris kenyoni (northern sea otter), 1949 nucleotides. RefSeq names its product mucolipin 1 (gene MCOLN1). Gene Ontology annotation, cellular component: plasma membrane; lysosomal membrane. NCBI's taxonomy places the organism in Eukaryota, Metazoa, Chordata, Mammalia, Carnivora, Mustelidae. Gene Ontology annotation, molecular function: NAADP-sensitive calcium-release channel activity. The record is from RefSeq and is a predicted model, not a curated record. Bases 68 to 1801 code for a protein of 577 amino acids. The transcript is spliced from 14 exons.